This is a messenger RNA of Sphenostylis stenocarpa, 291 nucleotides long. The record is from the annotation of a GenBank genome assembly. NCBI's taxonomy places the organism in Eukaryota, Viridiplantae, Streptophyta, Magnoliopsida, Fabales, Fabaceae.
AUGGCCCUGAGGAUCUGGAAAAAACAUAAAAGGAAGGCAGGUAAUGGUGGCAGAGGCAGUUGGACGAGGGUUAAGAGCGGAUCGAAGGGGUUUUGUGAAUUGAAGGAGAAUGAAGAGAAAUUUGAAAAGAGGUUGAUGAAAAUUGGCGGGGAAGUGGAGAAAAUCGGAAAUAGAAGGAGAAGGGUAAGGAGAGGAGAGGAAGAUUGGGAAUUAGAGGGGUCCUUGCUUACAAACCACCCCUCCGACACUACCCGCGAGGCCCUAAUCGCCGACCGGUGCCCCUGCAGGUAG